Molecule: messenger RNA, 3815 nt
Organism: Musa acuminata AAA Group (dessert banana)
Lineage: Eukaryota; Viridiplantae; Streptophyta; Magnoliopsida; Zingiberales; Musaceae
Product: ubiquitin carboxyl-terminal hydrolase 26-like
Exons: 15
Coding region: 248-3490 (1080 amino acids)
Biological process (GO): protein deubiquitination
Cellular component (GO): nucleus; cytosol
Molecular function (GO): cysteine-type deubiquitinase activity; cysteine-type endopeptidase activity
Source: RefSeq, a predicted model, not a curated record
CGUCUCUCGCCUUUCUCCCUCGCUCGGCUCCGGCUUUUGGGAAUUCGGGAGAAGGAGGGUUUUGGCGAUCGCAUUCCCCACCAGGUAUAUUUGGCUGGUUCACAAUUCCUGAUUUGGCAUUGUGGCAUUGGUCCAUCUUUAAAACACCAGUUGUGUGCUUGGCGUACGAUGAAUUAAUCAAAUCUUUUGGCCUUCAAAUGAAGAAUGCUCAUCAGAACAUAGUUUUUGAAGUGAAAUUUGCAGUACAAUGAGUAGACCGAAUACUCGCAACAAGAAUAAGAGGCAAAGAUCCGAAGACAGCAGUGAUGCGUCCUCUGUGACUCUGAGGAAAAUACACUUAACUGGUGCAACUACCAAAGAUGAUAUAAGGCGGCUUUAUUCUGUAUUAAAGCCUAUUUGUCAAGGUUGCCGUGGAAAUUCAAAAGAUUCCCCUAAUUGCUUUUGUGGGCUGAUUCCACCACCUAAUGGAACAAGGAAAACUGGAUUAUGGCAGAGGAUGCCAGAAAUCAUCCUUUCUCUUGGUCCAAAUCCUUGCAAGGAUCUUCGUUCUUCAACAGAUACUCCAGCUGGCCUGACUAAUUUGGGCGCCACCUGCUAUGCUAACAGCAUACUUCAAUGCCUUUAUAUGAAUACAUCAUUUCGCACUUGCAUAUUCUCUGUUGAACCUGACUUUUUGAAGCAACAUCCUGUCUUGGAUCAGCUUGCAAGGUUAUUUGCACAGCUGCACUCCAGCAAAAUGUCAUUUAUUGACUCAGCGCCAUUCAUUAAAACCUUGGAGCUGGACAAUGGUGUUCAGCAGGAUAGUCAUGAAUUUCUUACCUUAUUUCUUUCUUUAUUGGAACGGUCUUUAAGUCAUUCACAGGUUGCCAAUGCUAAAACUGCGGUGCAAGAUUUAUUCCGGGGGCGUGUAUCACAUGUGACCCGGUGCUCAGUGUGUGGUAAAGAUUCUGAAGCAUCUUCAAAAAUGGAAGACUUUUAUGAGCUUGAGUUGAACAUAAAGGGGUUGAACAAUUUAGAUGAAAGUUUAGAUGAUUACCUAACUCUGGAAGAAUUGAAUGGAGAAAAUCAGUAUUUCUGUGAUUCAUGUGGCAAAAGAGUUGAUGCUACACGUUGCAUUAAACUUCGUUCACUUCCUCAGGUGCUCAAUUUCCAGUUAAAACGUUAUGUUUUCCUCCCAAAGACAACAACUAAGAAAAAAAUAACUUCAGCCUUUAGUUUUCCAAGAUGGUUGAACAUGGGAACAAGGUUAUCAAAUCCCUCCCAGUCAGGUUUGAUUUAUGAGCUUUCAGCAAUUCUGAUUCACAAGGGUACUGCUGUUAAUAGUGGCCACUAUGUGGCCCAUAUUAAGGAUGAAAACAGUGGGCACUGGUGGGAAUUCGAUGAUGAGCAUGUGUCUAAGUUGGGCUGUCACCCUUUUGGAGAAGUCUCAAACUCUAAGUCCCAUACAAAGGCCCAGCUGGCUUAUUCUGGGCCACUGGAAUCUGCUUCCAUCGGUAAUCUUGUAGAUGAUAAUCUACACACCUCAGAAUUCCAUGCCUUAAUGCAGGAAGAGUUCUUUUCGUCAACUGAUGCAUAUAUGUUGAUGUAUAACCUUAGAACUGAGAAAGAAAACAAAGACAACUUGAACAAGAUCAAUAAGAGGGAUCUUGAGGCAAGAAGCAAUUCUCUUCCAUCCUAUCUUUAUGAAGAGAUUCAAACUUUAAAUGCCUCUUAUGCAAGUGCUUGUGAGGAAUACCAAAAGAGAAAAGACAGUCAGGUUGCAUAUAUAACUGAACGACGUGAGGAAGUGAAGUUGGUUCUCUCGAAAGCCCCUGCUGACCUACUUGAUGAUUCAUACUUUUGGAUUUCAGUGGAGUGGCUUCGUCUAUGGGCUGAUAGUAUUAAUCCUCCUUGCAUCGACAACAGCGAACUUCAGUGUGUACACGGAAAAAUUCCUAUUGCAAAAGUGACUUCCAUGAAGCGGCUGUCAAAUACAGCUUGGCAGAUGCUGUUUUCUCAAUAUGGAGGCGGCCCAACAUUGACCAGCAAUGAUGUUUGCGCUGAUUGUUUAAGAGAUGAGGCAAAAAAUGCAGUAUGUGCAGAUGACUAUCGUGAUCGGAAAGCUUCCUUAAAGCAACUUGCAGAAGCAGCCCUUGCUGGAAAUUGCCCAGAUGGCCCUUCAUAUUAUGUAUCUAGGGCAUGGUUGGUACAGUGGCUGCGUAGAAAAAAUGCUGAUUUUCCUUGUCCCACUGAUGCUGGACCGACGGCUCCCCUUCGAUGCUCUCACGGAAACCUUCUUCCAGAACAAGCUGCUGGGGCAAAGCGCGUGCUGGUUCCUGAGAGCCUCUGGAUAUUUUUCUUUGAGACUGCCAUUUCAUCCAGAUCUGAUAACUUAUUGGGUUUUUCAACAUUCUCUUCUGAUUCUGAGCCAUGUGAAAUUUGCAGUAGGGAAUUGAAGGAAGUUGCAUGCAUGGAGGAUUGCCUUAGAGCAUCCAAGCUUAAGCAACGACAAAAUCAUGAGAAGUUGGUUACGGCGAAAACUUUUGCACUUCACCCUGGAUGCAAGUACUUCUUAGUCCCUUCAUCAUGGCUAGCAAAAUGGAGGGCUUAUCUGACAGCAACUGGAAAAAAUGUCUCUACUUGUGCAGAACCUGAAAAUCUAGAAGUGAUCAUUGAUUCACUUGUAUGUCAGAAGCAUUCCCGGUUGCUCGAAAGGCCUCUUGAACUAGUUUGCAAGCGUGGUGUCAUCACCCAGAAAAUGUCUGCUACAGAUGGGUUAGUACUUAUUACAGUGAUGGAUUGGUCACUAUUUUGCGAAGAGUGGAAUGCUAAAGAGGACAAAGGCAUAUCUGCUGAAAUUGUAGUUCUCAGCAGCCCUGCAAUUAAAUUAAGUGGUUCCUGUGAUGACAUGCCAAUAUCGGAUGAGGAUUUGGACCACUCAACAGAUGAAGCAAAUGAUGGCUUGGAGGCUAGAAAGUUGCUUAUUAAAACUUAUCCAGAGACAUGUGAAUAUUGUAUUGGAGAAAGAGAGAGCUGUGAAUUGAUGCGCAAGCUCAAUUAUUGUGAUGAAGCUAUUUGUGUGUAUCUUGUGCGUGGAAAGGAAGUUCCAAAGUCCAUCAUGGAAGCCUCUGCAUCUGCUUCUGAACCGGAUCGUCGCACUUCCAAGCGAUCCAGGAAAACAUCAUUUGGUAACUCGGUCAACUUAAGAGUUUCAGGAACCACAUCCAUCUACCAGUUGAAAAUGAUGAUUUGGGAAGCUUUUGGGGUUGUCAAGGAGAACCAAAAGCUUCACAAAGGUUCCACAGAGAUUGAUGGUGAUUCUGCCACCCUAGCUGACAAGAACAUUUUUCCAGGAGAUGUUCUCUGGGUCACAGACUCUGAGAUUUAUGAGAAUCGUGAUAUAGCCGAUGAACUUUCAGCACAGAAGUUUGACUCCAGACAAGCUGAGGAAGGCUUCCGGGGAACACUUUUGUCGUCAGAUGUCCCAAUUCAUAGCUUUGAGGAUACUUGAUGGCCUUUUGUCUCUUCAACCGAAUGGGUGCAUCUUGUGCUUUCACAUCUGAUGGUGGUCACCAGGAAUGGUGUCCUUGAGAAUUUCUAGGUUGAGAUGCGGAGUUGGGGGACUGAUGGACAAAGCUAGCUACUCAGUCGAUGAUGAUGAUGAUGAAUGUUGGUUGUUUAACCAAAUCAUUAGAAGCAAACCCCUGUGUUUUGUAAUCUGAGGAAUUUUGGAAAGAAAAAGAGAAAUGUGAGAACCUGUGUAUGUAGCAGCGCCGGGUUUUUGAUAAUUUUGCAUACACAGCACUAGUUUUAACUUAAUCUUUUUUACUUGUUUA